Molecule: messenger RNA, 300 nt
Organism: Clunio marinus
Lineage: Eukaryota; Metazoa; Arthropoda; Insecta; Diptera; Chironomidae
Source: the annotation of a GenBank genome assembly
AUGAGUCUGAACAAUGAACAAAACACCUGUCGAAGGUCCGAUAAUAAAAUGUUCUACACAUUUUCGGAUACGAUGAUGAGGCACACGAUACAAAUUAAGAAGAAUAAAAUAAAAAGAAAUAUUGUAACAAAUCGCUACAUUGCAAGUUGCUUGUUUGCUUCUCAUUCUUUAUUUACUUACAAACAAGCAAAUUUACUUGACUUAACUAAACAUCCAAGUGAAUCUUGUUUUUGUCUUCCAAGUCUCUUUGGUGGUAAACAAAAUAUUUCUCAUACAAAAUCCUUCAUUGGAAAUUUGUAG